Molecule: messenger RNA, 516 nt
Organism: Ananas comosus (pineapple)
Lineage: Eukaryota; Viridiplantae; Streptophyta; Magnoliopsida; Poales; Bromeliaceae
Product: WRKY transcription factor 22-like
Exons: 2
Coding region: 1-516 (171 amino acids)
Biological process (GO): regulation of DNA-templated transcription
Cellular component (GO): nucleus
Molecular function (GO): transcription cis-regulatory region binding; DNA-binding transcription factor activity
Source: RefSeq, a predicted model, not a curated record
AUGGAGGAGGACGGGAACAACUGGGAUCUACAAGCGGUGGUGAGAGGGUGCAGGUUCUCCGGCGGGGCUGCUGCUGCGGCGGCGGAUCCGUUCUCGUCGUUCCCUGCGCCGGCGGCGGCGGAGGUGAAGUUGGGGGAGGAGGCGAUGGUCGGGGGAGGAGGAGGAGGAGGAGAUGGGUUUCUUUCUCCGGAUCUGUUGUUGGCGGGGAGGAGUCGGAGUGGGCUCGAGGAGCUCCAGGAGCUCUAUAUGGCCUUCUUCCCCAAACAAUCCCAACAACAGCAGCAGCAGCAGCAGAAGGGCGGUGGUGGCGGUGGGACCCUUCACCAACCUCACCCUCCGCCUCUCCCCUCGUCCCCCUCCUCCUCAUCUGGCGCCGCCGUGGGCGUGAAGAACCAGCAGAAGCGGGUGGUGUGCCACGUCCCGGCGGACGGGGUUUCGUCCGACAUGUGGGCUUGGCGCAAGUACGGCCAGAAACCCAUCAAGGGCUCUCCCUACCCUCGGUAUGUUAUUAAUUAA